AUGUCUGGAGGAGUGGAUUCCAGUGUAUCAGCAGCACUUUUGAAACAGCAAGGAUUUAAUGUAGAAGGGUUUUAUAUGAAAAACUGGGAUACUCGAGAUGAACGAGGUGUAUGUCCUAGUGAACAAGAUUGGCAAGAUGUUCAACAAGUAUGUAAAAAACUGGACAUUCCAUGUACUCAAGUUGAUUUUGUGAAAGAUUACUGGCAUCAAGUAUUUCAAGAUACUCUGGACGAUUAUGCAGCUGGCCUGACACCCAAUCCAGAUGUCAUGUGUAAUCAACAUAUCAAGUUUGGAUCUCUAUUGAAUCGUAUUCCGGAAGACUGUUGGUUGGCAACAGGUCAUUAUUGUCGAACGGAUGGUUAUGGACGAUUAUUACGAGGAAAGGAAGUAGGCAAGGAUCAAUCUUAUUACUUAUCAACGGUACCUUACACAGCUUUACAAAGAACAUUAUUUCCUCUUGGCGAAUUUACAUCCAAAGAACAAGUCAAACAACUAGCACAUACAUUUGGAUUUGACCAGGUGGCAACCAAACGAGAAAGUUAUGGGAUUUGUUUUGUGGGACAACAUCGAAAAUUUGCUGAUUUUUUGGCUCAAUACAUUGAUCAACCUCGUGGUCAGGCGGUGGAUCUAGAGACUGGAAAGAUCAUUGGCGAACAUCAAGGCUUAUUUGGCUACACGAUCGGUCAGGCGGCUCAUAUUCAUCAUGGUCCUCAUAAAUGGUUUGUUGCUGAAAAGGAUAUGACUACCAAUACGUUAUAUUGUGUACCUGGUUCCACUCAUCCUUCUCUUUUUCAUAAAGCUUGUAUUGCUCGUCAUUGGACUUGGAUUCAUACUUAUCAACCCUCUCAUCAAUCAUCAUCACCUGUAAACCUUUUGGCCCAAGUUAGAUAUCGUCAACAACCUCAACCUGCUCAACUUACUCAAGAUCCUGAUGGACGGUAUCGUGUGACAUUUGAUCAACCUAUACGAGCCAUGGCCAAAGGACAACAAGUCGUAGUUUGGGAAAAGGAUUGGUGUUUAGGUAGUGGUGUUAUAGAUGAAAUUAUUCCAGCCUAUAGUUUAGUUUAG
This is a messenger RNA of Halteromyces radiatus, 1068 nucleotides long. RefSeq names its product tRNA methyl transferase. Gene Ontology annotation, cellular component: mitochondrion. Gene Ontology annotation, molecular function: sulfurtransferase activity. The record is from RefSeq and is a predicted model, not a curated record. NCBI's taxonomy places the organism in Eukaryota, Fungi, Mucoromycota, Mucoromycetes, Mucorales, Cunninghamellaceae. The transcript has a single exon. Gene Ontology annotation, biological process: tRNA wobble position uridine thiolation. Bases 1 to 1068 code for a protein of 355 amino acids.